AAGAGGUUAACAUUUAAAAAUGAAAAUGUAAACAGACGCGCACGGACUUCUACUGGCGAAUAAAAAAAUAAUCAAGAAUUUGCGUUUUGGGUCUUCUGUGAUGGAGUGACCAAAGGCAGGUGGUCAAGAUGAUGGGAGAUCAACUAAUCCUAGAAGAGGAUUAUGAUGAGAAUUAUAACCCCACAGAAGGAGAGAUUGUUGAAUAUGCCACCACAGUGAUAGGCAUAGACCCAGACACAGAACCUCAUUUGAUGUGGAUUGCUAGGGAAGGCAUCAGUGCACCACUACCAGCUGAUUGGAAACCAUGUCAAGACACAUCUGGAGGGGACAUCUACUAUUUCAACUUCACCAGCGGUGAGAGUACCUGGGACCACCCUUGUGAUGAGUUCUACCGGAAGAUGGUCCAGGAGGAGAGGGAUAAACCCAAAGCCACAGGAGGGGCGUCGACUGGAAAGAAGGAGGGGAAAAAGAAGAAGGAAAAGAAGGAGAAGAAAGAUGGAGGAAAGAAGAAUCAAGGCCUAUCUUCCUCUCUUGGUCCCCUAAAGGACAGUGCUUUAGGAUCCCCCCUUGGCAGUCUGAAAGGCACAGGUCAUCUUAGUACUCUAGGGAUAGGGACACUCCAAGAUCCAGGAAGCACACUAGGUUCUACAGCAGGGGUAAGUGGGAAAGGCACAGGUCAUCUUAGUACUCUAGGCAUAGGGACAGUCCAAGAUCCAGGAAGCACACUAGGUUCUACAGCAGGGGUAAGUGGGAAAGGCACAGGUCAUCUUAGUACUCUAGGGAUAGGGACAGUCCAAGAUCCAGGAAGCACACUAGGUUCUACAGCAGGGUAAGUCUGAAAGGCACAGGUCAUCUUAGUACACUAGGGAUAGGGACACUCCAAGAUCCAGGAAGCACACUAGGUUCUACAGCAGGGGUAAGUCUGAAAGACACAGGUCAUCUUAGUACUCUAGGGAUAGGGACA
Messenger RNA from Strongylocentrotus purpuratus (purple sea urchin), 964 nucleotides. RefSeq names its product centrosomal protein of 164 kDa-like. The record is from RefSeq and is a predicted model, not a curated record. NCBI's taxonomy places the organism in Eukaryota, Metazoa, Echinodermata, Echinoidea, Camarodonta, Strongylocentrotidae. The transcript is spliced from 6 exons. The coding region runs from base 129 to 833 and encodes 234 amino acids. Gene Ontology annotation, molecular function: protein binding.